Molecule: messenger RNA, 633 nt
Organism: Apodemus sylvaticus (European woodmouse)
Lineage: Eukaryota; Metazoa; Chordata; Mammalia; Rodentia; Muridae
Gene: Glipr1l1
Product: GLIPR1 like 1
Exons: 4
Coding region: 1-633 (210 amino acids)
Cellular component (GO): extracellular region
Source: RefSeq, a predicted model, not a curated record
AUGGCCCUGAAAAAGAAACUUAAUGUUUUAUGGUCUUUAGCUCUAUAUUUGGUAGCCAGCAGAUUGCCCAACGUAUUCGGAAAAGUUCCUCAGGUGCCAGUUAUCACGGAUCCGAAAUUUAUAACUGCGUUCGUCGACAUCCACAACGAAUUGCGAAGGAAGGUCCAGCCCCCAGCAUCCGAUAUGAAUCAAGUGGUUUGGGAUAAGUCACUGGCAAAACUGGCCAAAACAUGGACCAGAGAGUGCAAAUUUGCCCAUAAUCCCUGUGCUUCAAAACGAUAUGGAUGUCUUCAGGAUUUUGACUUUAUUGGAGAAAAUAUAUAUUUGGGUGCACUAAAUACCGAGCCAGAAGAUGUUGUUCGUAAUUGGUAUAAUGAAAGUAAAGAUUAUAAUUUUGAUCAGAAUACCUGUUCUAACACAUGUGGCCAUUACACACAGGUAGUUUGGGGCAAAACAUUUAAAAUUGGUUGUGCAGUUUCAAAUUGUCCUAAUCUCUUGGGAGCUACCGCUGGGCUAUUUGCAUGUAAUUAUGUACCUGCAGGAAAUAUGUUAGGCUUAAGACCUUACACGAAAGGAGAUCCCUGCUCUAUGUGCGGAGAAAGCAAGUGUGUGGAUAAUCUGUGCCGUAAGUAA